AUGGCCGAACACCAUCUGGCCGACUACUAAUCGAAUCCAAACCGAAUUGACUAAUCAGCCUCAACCUCGGCUAAACGUCGUCAUCGCCAACCACCCCAACUCCAUAAAUAAACCACACCUCAUCCCUUCGUCAUCUUCCAUCCAUCCAAGUCAUCUCAGCCCUCACUCUCAAAACCAUGGCCCACAAUCCACGCCACAAUCCCGUGCUCGCCGUCGUCGGCGUCGGCCCUGGCAUCGGAGAGUCCGUAUCGCGGCACUUCGCCUCGAAAGGCUUCAGCGUAGCCCUAAUCGCGCGGACGGAGAGCAAACUGCGCUCGAUCCAGGAGUCUAUUCGUGCACAGCACGGAAUUCACAGCGCAAAAUUCUACGUCACUGACGUGCGCUCCGAAUCAUCUGUCAUCGCCACGUUCAGCGCCAUAAAAUCCGAUCUCGGCGCCGUCAAGGUCCUGGUAUACAACGCUGGCUCGAGGCGUCUUCGGCCGCGAACGCUGAUCGAAACCCCAACCACCGAGUUCGAAGACUUCGUCAAAAUCAACAUGCUCGGCGCCUACUACGCCUCGAAGGCUGUUCUUCCCGACAUGUUAGAGGGCGCAUCGGGUACGAUUAUCUUCACGGGCGCGACGGCUUCGAUCCGUGGGAGUCCCGGGCUAGGGGGGUUCUCACCGGGAAAGUUUGGGCUGCGGGCGUUGGCGCAGAUUAUUGCGAGGGAGUUUCAGGCGAAGGGAAUCCACGCGGUGCAUGUGCUGGUUGAUGGGCCGGUGGAGAGCGAUAUUAUCGGGUCGGUGGUGACGAAGAGGUGGGAGAGAGACGGGGAGGGGGAGAAAGUGCAGGAAAAGGACCGGUAUCUGAUGCAGCCGGCUGAUCUGGCGGCGUUGUAUUGGUAUCUGCAUGAACAGCCCAGGAGCACCUGGACGCAGGAGUUGGAUGUGAGGGCGCAGAGGGAGGGGAUAUUUUCGAAGCUGUAAGUGGAUGUCAGGAAUCGGAA
Messenger RNA from Aspergillus steynii IBT 23096, 985 nucleotides. RefSeq names its product NAD(P)-binding protein. Bases 177 to 965 code for a protein of 262 amino acids. The record is from RefSeq and is a predicted model, not a curated record. The transcript has a single exon. NCBI's taxonomy places the organism in Eukaryota, Fungi, Ascomycota, Eurotiomycetes, Eurotiales, Aspergillaceae.